Molecule: messenger RNA, 2237 nt
Organism: Athene cunicularia (burrowing owl)
Lineage: Eukaryota; Metazoa; Chordata; Aves; Strigiformes; Strigidae
Gene: VRK2
Product: VRK serine/threonine kinase 2
Exons: 13
Coding region: 29-1699 (556 amino acids)
Biological process (GO): signal transduction; peptidyl-serine phosphorylation
Cellular component (GO): cytoplasm; nucleus
Molecular function (GO): ATP binding; protein serine/threonine kinase activity
Source: RefSeq, a predicted model, not a curated record
UUCGUUUUCUCCCCGCUGUUAAGGUGCGAUGCCGCCUAAGGACCGCAGCAGAGGCAAGCUGCCAGCUCCCCUCCCAAAAGACAUGAUCCUGAAAGACACCGAAGGAAAAGUCUGGAGGCUGGGUGGUCAGAUCGCCCAGGGAGGAUUUGGCUUGAUCUAUUUAGCUUCCCCUCAAACUGAUCUUCCUGUAGAAGAUGAUGCAGUACAUGUAAUUAAAGUGGAAUAUCUUGAAAAUGGCCCCUUAUUUUCUGAACUGAAAUUUUACCAGAGAGCUGCAAAACAAGAGCAUAUAAGAAAAUGGAUGAGUCUCAAAAAAAUAAGAUGUUUAGGGAUUCCAGUAUUUUGGGGAUCAGGCUUGACUGAGUACAAAGGAAAAAGCUAUAGAUUCAUGGUCAUGGAGAGACUGGGAGAAGACCUUCAAAGAAUCUUUGAAGAUUCUGGAAGCAGAUUUAAGAAGGAGACUGUUCUGCAACUUGGCGCACGAAUGUUGGAUACUCUGGAAUAUAUACAUGAAAAUGAGUAUGUUCAUGGUGACAUUAAAGCAGCAAAUCUACUCUUGGGCUAUGCCAAUCCACAUGAGGUUUAUCUUGCAGAUUAUGGACUUUCCUACAGAUAUUGUCCCAAUGGGAACCACAAACAGUAUCAGGAAAAUCCUAGGAAGGGCCAUAAUGGGACAAUAGAGUUUACCAGCAUAGAUGCCCACAAGGGAGUAGCCCCAUCCAGACGAGGUGACCUUGAAAUCCUUGGCUACUGCAUGUUGCAGUGGUUAUGUGGGAAGCUGCCCUGGGAACAGAACCUGAAGGACCCUGUAGCUGUCCAGACUGCAAAAACAAAACUUAUGGAUGAGCUCCCACGUUCAGUGGUGGAAUGGGAUUCUUCUGGACAUAGCUGUGGUGAAAUAGCCAAGUUUUUGGCAUGUGUCUAUGCCUUAGCUUAUGAUGAGAAGCCAAUGUACCAAGUGCUCAAGAAAAUCCUGCUGGAUGGGCUGGAAUCAAGUGGAACUCGCUACGAUGGCCCUCUGGAAUUUUCUGCUGCAGCACACACGCGGAAUCACUGUGCUGCUAAAGUGUCAAAAGUUCGCUUACCAAAGCCUGCGCCAAAGCCAGUUCAGCAGAUGCAAAAAAAGAUGGAAAGUAAAGAACACGUGUGUCAAACCAAGGCCCAGACUGGGGUAACGGGCAAACAACCCAGAGAUGAAGAAAAGCCAAGUCAAUUAACCCAGAAGCUUCACCAAACGAAGCCUCAGCAGCAUGCAGAAUUACUGUCUGUCCACCGGCGGGUUCACUCACCAAGAUCUUCACUAAAACCAGGGCAUCAGAAGCAAAACACACUGCAGGAGGAAGGAGAGCACUGCCUAAGCAGGGCCCAGGCGCAGGUAACAUGCUGCCAAUUCCAGGCUCAACAGAAGCCGGGUAGAAUUUACCCUCCAAUUCAGGAGCCCAACCACCCACAAAAGGGAGACACUGCAAGAGAAUUACCCCCAUUUGACCUGCAUGCAACAUUCCCCGAAUGCAAAAAGAAACACCAUCAACUCUUAACUGCAGUUCAUUCAGGUUCACUGCAAGAAACUGGUUCCGACAGCACUAGUCCCUCUGUCUCUGUUCUAGUUAAGCUCGCAUUUACUGAUGAAACCUACCACUACACUAUAGCUAUACUUGUACUUCUGCUACUAAUAUUACUUUCCUUGUAUUUUCUUUGAUGUCACUGUUUCAGUAUCUUCAGUCUAAGUGCAGCGGUGUUCCCAGCACGCAGGUUUUUCUCAAAGUUUCUUCACUGAAGAUUUCAGUGUCAGUGGCUUGGAAAAGAUUUUUUAUAAUAAUACCGUCAGUAUCUUUUAAAGCCAAGUUCUCAAACUUUUCAAAUCUGUACUCAGUAGUUCUGUAUACGCUAAACUGUUUGUACAAGGCUGUUUUGUGUUAAUGGAUGAUGGGAUUCUUUUGGAAACUGGACCAUUUGCUACAACAACAGUAAAAGUGUCAUGAAAUCCAUUGGGGUGUGAUAUUUAAUUACUGUGACACUAGUAUGGUGAGAACUGGUGUGUAGCUGUCUUUAUACUGUUUCAGAAAACCUUUAGUUAAAUACUAAUACAUUAAAAGCAUGGGAAUUUAGUUUUCCUCUCUUUCUUCUAAUGUGUAAUGGGGAGGUAGUAGCCAUGUAUUCUCUUUUACAACAGACUUUGUUAGUUUUUGCCUUUAUCUAAGCGACCACACACAGUUUAGUUCAAUCCCUCAUUGCCA